This is a messenger RNA of Coffea eugenioides, 1734 nucleotides long. Its product is annotated as protease Do-like 8, chloroplastic. Lineage: Eukaryota; Viridiplantae; Streptophyta; Magnoliopsida; Gentianales; Rubiaceae. The record is from RefSeq and is a predicted model, not a curated record. Gene Ontology annotation, molecular function: protein binding; serine-type endopeptidase activity. Gene Ontology annotation, biological process: proteolysis. The transcript has 13 exons. Bases 107 to 1504 code for a protein of 465 amino acids.
GGCUAUCUUGAACUGCUGCCGGUGCUCUGUUCCACUGGGCUCUGCGACUCAAAAAGCCUUACUCCCGAUUGGUGGGGUGGGGGCGUGAAUUGAACCAAUUUAGAAAAUGCAGAUGGUAACAUUAACAGCAGCCAAUCAACCCGCAGCACCUCCAAAAACUUCAUUUUUGGGCCGCCGAGAGCUCUGCUUUGACGGCAUUUCGUCCAUUUGCUGCUCUGACCAACCCUCCUCAGAUGACGCCGCUAUGGCUUCUGCCUCUUCUGACCCUCAAACUCCAAAUUCUCCGGCUGUUAAAACUGAACAAGGCCAGUGCAAAGAUUUGAGUGGGCGCCUUGUGGGGAAAAUCUUCCCCGUCACAACACGCCGGACUUUGUUUGCUAGUCUAUCCAUGUAUUUGGGUUAUCAUCCUUCAAGGUACUUCUCAGCAUAUGCAUUGGGGGAUCCAUCAGUGACAGUUGAACAAGUGACACCACCUGUUUUUCCUUCUGGGCCACUUUUUCCUUCCGAGGAAAGAAUUGUGCAACUCUUUGAGAAGAAUACUUAUUCAGUGGUCAACAUCUUUGACGUAACUCUUCGUCCUCAACUUAAUUUGUCUGGUGUGGUUGAGGUCCCUGAGGGAAAUGGUUCUGGCAUUGUUUGGGAUGGACUGGGGCACAUUGUCACUAACUAUCAUGUGAUUGGCAAUUCUCUUUCAAGAAACCCAAGCCGAGGACAAGUUGUUGCACGAGUCAAUAUUCUUGCUUCAGAAGGAGUGCAAAAGAACUUUGAGGGCAGGCUGAUUGGUGCAGACCGAGCAAAGGAUCUUGCUGUAUUAAAGGUAAAAUCCUUCUUUAACAACCAGGAGAAUUUCUGUGAGUCCUCUAAAUUAUCAACUAGAUUAGUUAAAAACCUACAUAUCAUUGGAAAUCCAUUUGGUUUUGAUCAUACACUUACAGUUGGGGUCAUCAGUGGUCUAAAUCGAGAUAUAUUUAGUCAAACUGGAGUUACUAUUGGUGAUGGAAUCCAGACUGACGCUGCCAUCAAUCCUGGAAACAGUGGAGGUCCUCUGUUGGAUUCAAAAGGAAGUUUAAUUGGGAUUAACACGGCAAUAUUUACUCAGACAGGGACAUCUGCUGGUGUUGGGUUUGCAAUCCCAGCAUCUACUGUGUCGAAGAUAGUGCCUCAGCUUAUUCAACGUGGCAAAGUUGUUCGAGCUGGUUUAAAUAUUGAAUUUGCUCCAGACCCAGUUGCAAAUCAACUCAAUGUUCGAAAUGGAGCUCUGAUUUUGCAGGUACCUCAAAAUAGUCUUGCCGCCAAGGCAGGUCUUGUAUCCACAUCGAGAGGCUUUGCUGGCAACAUCAUUCUUGGUGAUAUAAUUGUGGCGGUGGACAAAAAACCUGUUAGGAGUAAGUCAGAGUUAAAUAAAGUGCUAGAUGAUUAUAAUGUCGGAGAUGAAGUUCUCCUGCAAAUACGAAGAGGCAGUGAGACUGUGGAGUUGCCUCUAGUUCUAGAGGAGACGGCUUGAUGCAAAGCUGUGACUUCCAAGUUUUCCAGUACGUAGAGAUCGAUAUAACUUAUAUUUGCUCCUGUUGAUUCAACCAUUGAUGGUAAAGGAUCCAUAGCGGAUUGGACAAAAGAAACUUGUAUUUUCGUUUUUGCAAGGGGAAUGGAAUCCAUACAUGGUUGUUUAACGUAGCGACACUUGCAAGUGUAAAUGAGUAAUUAUAUAUAUAUUUCUCCGGUUAUCGACUUCUA